Messenger RNA from Dermacentor albipictus, 3902 nucleotides. Its product is annotated as oxytocin receptor-like. Gene Ontology annotation, cellular component: plasma membrane. The record is from RefSeq and is a predicted model, not a curated record. Gene Ontology annotation, biological process: cellular response to hormone stimulus; G protein-coupled receptor signaling pathway. NCBI's taxonomy places the organism in Eukaryota, Metazoa, Arthropoda, Arachnida, Ixodida, Ixodidae. Gene Ontology annotation, molecular function: G protein-coupled receptor activity; peptide binding.
GAAGUGAUUCUCGUAGAGACCACUAUUCCUUCGCGCUGCAGUAUUUUCGGCUUUUUCCCGUGUUUUACUGGGAGACGCCGCUCUCAUUGCCACGGCAAUGGAAGUGGAGUCGGCAGAAUGCCGACGCGACGUGACUGCUUCGUCAGGUACCGGCCCGAGGAAGAGAAAUUGCCCACCGAGUCAAGCUGACAGCGAGGACACUGCGCUGUACUCCUACUCAAGCGAUGACGCCUCAGAUGACGAAGGCUUCGAAAGAGUGGUACACCGGAAGGCCAAGAGAAGAAACAUCAGCGGACGGUCUUCGUCAAGUAAGUCUACCGUCAUUCCACAGCGCAAGCCAUCGGCGCACACAAUUCUUUUUGUGCCGGACGCACCUGCCGACAACCUCAACCGCCUUAAUCGACAAGCGAUUUCCGUUUCUCUGGAGGCUCUUGUCCCAGGAGAAAUCAAAGAUAUCAGAAUUAAUACUCGAAAGAACAUCCUGGCUAUUGACGUCCACAACCGAAGCGCAAUCAAUGCUUUGAUGGUAGUAAAGCUCCUGGGCAACAUUAAUGUCCACUACCUCAUUCCGCAAGACAACGAAACAACGGCCGGUGUUGUUUAUGACAUUGACACAUCCAUUAACGACAGCGACCUGCCAAUUUUAAUCAAACCUGCGACAGAUAGUGUUGCCUUACUACAAGCUCGGCGCCUUGGCAAGUCGACCUGUGUAAGGCUCGUGUUCAAAGGUGACUGCCUACCAUCACAUGUAAAGGUCGGCCACUUUCGUCAUGUGGUACGACCUUUCGUACCAAAACCACUUCAAUGCAGAAGGUGUCAAAGAAUUGGACAUGUGAGUGCUGUCUGCCGAAAUACAACGAUAUUCCCACGAUGUUCCGAACACCACGACACCGACACUUGCCGCGCAACAGAGCUCAAGUGCCCAAAUUGUCAAGGAUCGCACGCUGCGUCCUCAAAAGACUGUCCACGCCUAAAGAAAGAGCAGAAAAUCUUGAUAAAAAUGGCCAGAGACGGAUCGUCACACAGAGAUGCUUCAGAAGCGAUAAGGCGACAUCGCUCCCGGAAACGAAAGUCCAUGAAACCCUCUUCCGGUUCAAGGGAAAUGUCUCGUCCGGCAACGCCACCUCCUGUUCCAUCUGUCUCGAGUAAGAGCACGAAUGUCAACGAAAGAAGUGGCCAUGCUUCAUCAAGUGAUGCGUGGCCGGCACUGCCGAGAACAUGCCACGCGCCAGAGCCACAGCAAAUGACUCGCCAUUUACAGUCAAAUGUCACUACAGUUGACCAAAUGCAAGACAAGGACUCACAAGUGAUUGCCAUGCUCAAAUCGCUCACGAAUGUCAUGCGUCUGCUACUGACGAACAUGGACACUCCGGCUGCUCGUAGCGCACUGCAAGUAUUGGACGCGCUGACUCCAGUACUUGAAAGCAUCGCAUAGCACCAUGGCCCGCCCCUCGCUACCGUUCCACAAGGAAGUCAAGAAAGCAUCUUUACUGCAGUGGAAUGCCCGUGGUCUCAAAUCAAGAAUUUCAGAUUUUAGACAUUUUGUCUUCGAGAACUGUUUUCCCAUCCUUGUAAUUUGCGAACCGAACGUGCAGAAUGUUAUACGUAUUUCUGGCUAUGAGGCAUUCAUGUCCUCUACCUGUGGUGAUGUAAGCAAGGUAAUUGUAUAUAUUAGAAGUGAUCUGACUUAUGUGUUGCACCCAGUUCCGCCUCACGACGACAACCAGUACGUUUGUUUAAUCGUGAAAUCGAAUAAGCUUACGUUCACACUCGUUGCUGUGUACAUUGCUCCUUCAAGUGGCUUCGACUCUAAACGACUACACGACGUGCUAUCAGCGACACCCGGCCCUACGAUUCUCACAGGAGAUUUUAAUGCUCACCAUCCGCUUUGGGGGAGCCUGAAGAUGGACUCCAGGGGAAGGCGAAUAGCAUCCUUUGCCACACAGCACGACCUUUACUGCCUCAACGAUGGUAGUCCGACAUAUUUACGCGGGCCUACCUACAGCAGCUGCCUAGACUUGACCCUGGUUUCUCGGCUUCUUGAAAGAAACGUGCAAUGGUUUACAGACAUUGAAACACAUGGAAGCGACCAUAUUCCGACGUACCUGAAGAUCAAGGGACUAUCGAAAUACUCCUCCAUGACGCUCCGGCGAAUCGACUGGUCGGCGUUUCGGUCGCACAUGGAGGGAGUAUGUCAGCAAGGGAACCCUUCAAAUCCGGAACACGAAAUUCAAAAAGCCAUGCAAGAGGCUACGCGUAGUUUCCAGCCUUUCCCGAAAUAUGCAGAAUUUGAAGCAGAACUGCAGCGACUACGAGCAAUUCGCCGGCGGGCUGAACGAAGAUACAGGAGAACUAAAUCCAUCCAUGAUCUCCGAGAGGCAAGGCGGAUGCAAAAGAAGAUUCAACGUCGCAUCGAUGCACUACAAUCUCAAAGAUGGAAACGCUAUAGGCACAGCGGCUCAAUUAAACGAGAGCACGCUCCACCAGCUAACCAUCCGCAUACGCCGAGAGCAGAACGUCGCAGUGGUCAGCACACCGGACGAAGAACUAGCGGCAAGACUACAGCUGAUCAAGUCUAUAUGCCUGGAAAACGAGCAGUACGAGGUUCAGGCCUAUGUGGCUGCUCCGGAUGCUUCCUGCAAAGGAGUCAUCUCCGGCAUAGAGAAGAACACAACGCCGACAACGCUGAUGACAAAUAUCCGAUCACCGAUGGCUCAGGUCCUGCAUGCAAGAAUGAUGGGAAAUUCAGCCACGGCCAUCAUCACGUUCUCUGGCAUUCGGGUUCCCCGGUACAUCUACUAUUACGGAGCAGAAUACCGGUGCUACAUUCAUAAACCCCGACAGCAGCUGUGCAGCGUGUGCCUCUCCACGGGUCAUCGAGCGGAUGUUUGCCCAACCCCGGAUAAACCCCGGUGUGCUGCGUGCGGAACUUCCAACCCCUCCGAAGGACAUGAUUGCACGCUGAAAUGUUUUCAAUGUGGUGGUGAGCACCCAGCCACUGACUCUCGAUGUCCUGUAAGGCAACGCAAACCCUUUAACAAGAGGCACGUGUUCCGAGAGCAGCAGAAAACGGUGGAGCAACCACUCCAGCACGACAAGCAGUCCAGAAAGGUAACGACAUUCAACGGUGCGGCACCUGCGACUACUGAUGCAACACGUGGUCGUCCUCGCUACCGAUCCCGGGGACACAGCCAGUCCCAAAGUCGCAGUAGGUCCAGGGUCCGCAGGCCGUCUAAGGACCAGAAGCACCCACGUGGUCGAAGCCGAUCUGGGAGCCGCAGCCUGACGCAGCAGACACAGCCACCGAAGGAACCUCAGGCCGCGUGGACGAAAACGCCCGACCAUCACACCAGGAAGGCAACAGCGGUACUUACUGAUCCAGUUCAGGUAAUGAUGAAGAGGCUUACAGUCCUGAAAGGCGACGAGAAUCGGCCUGUCGGCGUGUUGGAGCCCCCGCAUUGUUUUAACAAUAUGGAAAUAGGGAACUAGGAAAACCCAGCCGCGGGAUUCCUUCUACUUCACCGAGUACGCGCGCAGAAGCUUUGCGGUUUCCUAACUGCACAGUUCGCUUCAAUACGAUCAUGAAGCACACUUGAGGACAACACAAGGACCUCUACUCGAAGGCUGUAAGGGUUAGUACAGUCACGUCCACAUCGACGGCUCUCACCCUCGUGGAGACUGGACUCCGAUGCAAUGUGUCUCAUUGUCUCGGAGGCCAGCCUCUACGAGAGAUAGAAAGAGGCAGACGCUGGCUGGGUGACGGCGCCGGUUCCGCUGGGUUGCUCUAUCUGACUUCAUACUCGGAUGUCGAUAAUGACAAGACUCCGGAGAACGCUACAAUCGAAGACGUCAUAUUCGGACCUCAGUACGCAAGAACCCUGCGAAUCGCCUUCAUCGGCGUC